Messenger RNA from Oncorhynchus nerka (sockeye salmon), 1384 nucleotides. RefSeq names its product transmembrane protein 272-like. The transcript is spliced from 5 exons. The record is from RefSeq and is a predicted model, not a curated record. Lineage: Eukaryota; Metazoa; Chordata; Actinopteri; Salmoniformes; Salmonidae. Bases 203 to 736 code for a protein of 177 amino acids.
CACCCCAGCAGAGCAACGGAGAAAGAGGGAGGAAGUUUACGGAAUUGAAUUUGCUGAAUCUUCUCAGUCUACUUUUUGUCUUAACUUUCAUUUAGCCUCUAAUCUACAUUCAUCGGUCUCUACUUUUAUGACACCAUCGCAUUAACUGGUGAUUUGUACACUGUCACAACUACGACCGACAGAUCAGUGAGUAUCAGCAGAAAUGGAAGACGGGACUCUACUGCAGAACAUGCGCCAAGCGCCCAAACCAAGUACUCCUGUGCUUGUCAUAUCCAAACUCAUCAUGACUGCCUUGCCAGUCGCCCAGAUCGCAAUAGGUGGUAUGUUCCUGGAGAACUGCCCCCAGCAGCGCUAUAUCCCCAUCUACCUGGUGGUGACGGGGGUUUUUGCCCUGGCCCUGGCUGUCCUGUCCUGCCUACCCUGCACCAGGGAGCAGGAUGAGGGGGAGCAGCAGAGCCCUCUCAGCAGCCUUUGUACCGCCUGGAACUCUCUAGUGUCACUAUUCCUCUUCUGCUGGUUCAUAGCAGGCAACGUGUGGAUCUACUCUAUAUUCCCUGCAAACUAUAAUGAAGAAGACGCUCUCCACUGCAACAAAACCCUGUAUCUGUUUGCCUUCUGGACCACCACCCUGGUAUAUAUCUUUCUGGGCAUGCUCAUGGUUGGGGGCUGCUGUGUGCUUGUCUGCAUGUGUCUGUGUGGUGGAAGGGGGCUCGGCUCGAACAAUGCCGACGUCUGAGGGGGAGGCGAAGGGUGCAUAUCUGGGUUCAAAUAUUUGUUUUCUUGCAAAUGCUUUAGUUGUGCUUAAUUGAGCUUGCCUGACACAUUGGAACCAAUGGAAUGGUCCCAGAAGUACAACCCCUACCCAUCUGGCACUCCAGUCUGCUAAAUCAAACACUGAAAAGUAUUUCAAGAAAACAUUCCUAUUUGAACCCAGGUCUAUUGGGUGGGGAGGGCAUGGGGAUCAGGGCUCUGUUCAGGAGGGAGUUGUGUUUCGGAACAUUCAGAUAUAUUUUGUAGAACAGACAGUUGGAUUGUGUGUCAUGUUUGACACGGAAGCAUUUGUUUAAUUCCUUGAAUUUCUAUAUGCACUGUUUUGAACAUUAAAUGUCAUUGAAUACACCUCUGUUGGGUGGGGAGUGGUCCUAUUCAGGUCCUGGUGCUCAAGGAGGGUUCAACACACACUGCACUAGCAUUGUGAAAAAUUAUUAUCCAUACUACCAUGCCUUCUAACCUUUUGUACUCACAACCUGUCUGUAUGUGUGUCAAAUAAUCUGCUUCAUAUUACCAAAUGUACAUUGUUAAACGCUAAUCUUUCUGUAAUCUCUUUCUGGUCUAUUCUUUACUCUGUAUAUUCCAGCAUAAAUAAAUGUAAUCCAUAAUGUAA